Molecule: messenger RNA, 6763 nt
Organism: Panicum virgatum (switchgrass)
Lineage: Eukaryota; Viridiplantae; Streptophyta; Magnoliopsida; Poales; Poaceae
Product: DNA repair protein RAD51 homolog 2-like
Exons: 12
Coding region: 97-1191 (364 amino acids)
Biological process (GO): double-strand break repair via homologous recombination
Cellular component (GO): Rad51B-Rad51C-Rad51D-XRCC2 complex; replication fork
Molecular function (GO): four-way junction DNA binding; ATP-dependent DNA damage sensor activity; single-stranded DNA binding
Source: RefSeq, a predicted model, not a curated record
GGAGGAUUGAAACGGCGACAGAAGAAUAAGCGCUCAAACAAAAGACAUUUCGAAUCCCCAAUUCCCCCAAACCCCUCACCUUCCCCGGCGAUCGCGAUGGCGAACAUGCCGGUCUCGGAGAUGCGUCUCCCUCCGCACCUCGCGCACCUCCUCGCCGCGCGCGGCCUCGACACCGCCAAGGACGUGCUGUCGCUGCCGGAGGUGGAGCUCAUGGCCGUCCUCGACGCCGGCCUUCCAACCUCCCGCGCCGCCGUCGCUCACGUCAGCGAGGCCGCCUGCCCGCCCUGCCAGACGGCGCUUGCGCUUCUGGAGGAGCGCUUCAGUCUAGGUGGAGGCGGGCGGCUGGCCACCACGCUCUGCGGGUUGGACGAGGCGUUGGGCGGAGGAAUCCCCAUGGGAAAGCUCACUGAGGUCGUUGGGCCCUCGGGAAUCGGCAAGACGCAGUUCUGCCUGAAGCUUGCCUUGUUAGCAGCAUUACCAGAAUACUGUGGAGGUUUGGACGGUAGAGUUGUGUAUAUUGACACGGAAUCCAAGUUCUCUUCACGGAGGAUGAUUGAGAUUGGUCAGAAAAGCUUUCCCCAAAUAUUUCGUCAAGAAGGCUUGGCACAAAAGAUGGCUGGGAGGAUCCUAGUGACGCGACCAGCAUCUUUAGCUGAUUUCACCAAGAGUUUGGAACAGAUGAAGGUUACUCUUCUUCAGCAUGAUGUGAAGUUACUCAUUGUUGAUAGCAUGGCUGCUCUUAUGUCAUUGGAAAAUGAGAAAGCUACAGCAGGUUUCAGACAACAUCCUUUAAGAUGGGCCCUUUCUUUUCUUAAGUCUAUCGCAGAGCUCUCAAGAAUUCCAGUUAUCGUUACAAACCAAGUACGCAGCCAAAGUAGUGAUGAUGGCUACCAUUUUUCCUUUGAAGUGGACAGGAAGGAUGGUAAUAACCGUGCUGAAAAGUUUGAUUCUCAUCUUAUUGCUGCUCUAGGGAUUCAGUGGGCUCAUGCUGUAACUGUCCGCCUAGUCUUUGAGUCUCAUUCAGGCCACAGGUUCAUCAAGAUGGCAAAAUCACCUAUGUCUCCAGCAGUAGCAUUUCCAUUCAUUGUUGAAUCAUCAGGCAUUACAUUGCUAAGUGAUGAGGGCAUUGAUGUGACUGGUCCUGAGAUAACCUCAAUUCGUUGUCAAGGGCAAAAUGUUCUGUCUCGAUAAACCAUUUGAAUGCCACUGUAUCGAACAGGUGUAAUCCUGCACUUUUUGUUGUCUAAUGACUAUGAAUAGAUUUUAUUAAUUUCAGCACACUCUCCUUCAAGUUCAUAAGUAGUCUCGCUUGUGUAUCCUGUUUUCUCGUCGUAACAAGGCUUUGCGAUUGAUUGGCUGUGGCAAUCUUGUAUGGAUUCAUGAUCUUCAGGUGGUGGAUGUUUUUGGACCUGAAACUGUGAACUGUGGGGGAGUUAUCUGCAGCAUGAUCUUUUCUCACUAACUAAAAGAAACAAAAGUAUGUACAAUGGAGUUACACAGCCUGGAAGUGCAAAAGGGAAAAGGAAAGAAGCAUCAAGAGAAGCUACUCAGCAAUCAUUAAAGAUAUGUUUAUCUGAAAGUUUUGGCCUAAGUAUAUCCUGGGCAAAUUCAACUUCGAAUUGUCCUCCAUCUUGUUAGAGAAAGGAUACCCCCUUAGAAAAUCUUGCUAUUUCUGUGAUAACAGAUGGAUCAGCAAGCCGCAGGGAGUAUUUCUUUGCAAACAGCAUUUCUAAAUCUUUGCCUUUAAUGACCAUGCCACGAAUUGGCAGGUUAAGGUUCAAGAUCAACUGAAUGUCCACAAAUUACCAGUACCACUGGCUAAAUGAACAAUGAAGAAAGAGGUUAUGGUGAUGGAAAUUGGAAUGCUGCUUCUUUAUAACCACAAGCACAAAGAAUAAGAUAUUCAUUGGGAUGUCUGAAAGGACUCCUUAUGUAAGAUUUGUCUAACCACUUACAAGGCAUGAUCUGUAAACUGUGAGGUCAUGUAUUAUUUUUGUAGCUUGCUGAAAACUGAUGCCAAAGGCAUGAUAACUUCACAGUUUUGCUUGAACUAUUCACUGAUCGGUUCUAAUCUGUUUAUUUUUCUGACUUUCAGUACUCAACUACUCAUAUGUCCAGUUAUACAGACAGGUAAUGUUCUAUCAUUGUCACUCUGUAUGUGCCUAUCCAAAGGUGAUAACAAAUAAUUAUCAUGGUCUUAAAUAUCUCGUCCUAGUUUCUUUUGUGUUGCAAUUGUCACCUGUAGGUAUCAUUCCAGUGAUGUAUAAUUAUGGUAGCAACGUGAUUAACUCCAGUGAUGAUCCGGUUUUAGCAAUACUACGGGCUGUAUAGGAAUAAGGUUCACCUGUGCCGGUCAAAUUGAUUGAUGUCUAUUCGAGAUAAUUUGAUUGAUAUGUCAGAUCUGGUUUUUGUGGGUGUUCUGUUCAGUUAGUGGGAGGGGAUUCCUGCUGCUGCCUGCUUUAUUGAGCAUAAAAAAAUGGCAGUUAUACAAUGUUUUCCCCUUAUGUUUCUGUGAACCCUCCGCAGUUUUCCUAUUACUUUGUAAAGAUCAAUUCUUGCAAAGAAACUUAUUUCUGAGUUUUGGAAUUUCGCAGGUUUGUAUCCUUCCAUAAGUCCUGCUACAAGGCUGGUAUCCUGCAGGCGAGGUAUCUUUCCAAAUACCAUUAAUGGGAGAUCAGAAAUGGCCUUCUGUAGGAAGUGUUGUUCAGAAAAGUCAUUCAUAACAAGGUAAAUACUUCUGUUCCAAAACAUCAUGUAUUUGCCUCCAACCAUUAGCUCAAUGAUCUCAGAAACGAACCUUUUGUUUUCGGAAUCCUGAACUGUGUUAGGGGCAUAAUAAAAUGAAGUUAAACGCUAUAUGAAGAAUGCUAGUAAACUAUGAUAUCAUGGUUAAUGGUUGGAAGAAAAAUGGCAAUCAUGUACAAGAGAAAAAUCACCACGAUACAUUUUUUUUGUAACUCUUGUAGAAGGCCAAAGUAGUAGUUUUUACUGAAUUAACUAACUUUGCUUUUGUAAGAACUCUGAAUUCUAGGUUUCACCCUACCUGUACCUGAUGAGAUCAGCAGUCGUCAUUGGUCUUUAGCAUCAAUGCAAAGGUACAACAAAUUUGCUCAUGAGCUUUGAGUUAUCUUGAUUGCAGAAAAUUUAACAGUCUUCUUUCAUUCGCGACUCUGCUGCCUGAUCCAUUACUAUUAAAUAAUGUAUAAAAUCUUAUAGAAUCCCUGAUUGGACAUUUAAUAUAAGACACGGAACCAUGAAAUUUAGUGGAAAUAAUGGUCUGACCUGUGUGUUUGGUUUGGGCUAGUGGACUUUCUAAGAAGGGAUACCAAUCCUCCACGUCUUGCGAUAGCAUUUUUUGUACCUCGAUAACCUCGUAUGGUGUGUGCGCCACAUCAUGCCGCUUUCUGUUUCCACCCACAGAAAAGAACAGGAGCCACAGCCCACAGUUGCCGCCUUAUGGGCUCCUUUUCCUCUAAAAAUCAACAAUCACCAAAUCACACGAAUUCUUUGAAUCCUUCUCCGCCUGGCUUUUGCUUAUUCAAUCUAGGAGUUGCUCUUCUCGUCUAUUCGCCCUUCCUAGCUGGAAUGGGCACCCUUAUUAAUCUCCUGAAAAAGAAGCUGCUCACCUGGGUAACUUUUGCGCACAUCGUGGCACUAAUAUGGAUAGCAUAUGCUGGGAGGUUAGUGUUCACCGAAGGGACAGUGUUUGCUUUUGGGAACUUAAAGAAAUAGAACUAGGUUUUAGGGGAACCAAUUGAGGCGAAGCAACUGAACUGUCUUGUUAGUAGACAGGAGGAAUCACUUUACCGGGUGUUGAUUGCUUGGCAAUUGAACUAAAGUCCAAUGCUUCCUUUCGUGCGAUCUUGAUGGAAUGCUACCAGUCACUUUUUUGCGAUGGGUUAUCUUAAUUGGACGAAAGGGGUAUGUCUCUAGAAGCAACAUAUUUGUCCAUGGAACUCAUUAUUGACAUGUCAUCUUUUUUUUAGAGCACCAGGAGAAACAGUGUGCACUUGCAAUUGCAAAGGCCUAACCACUUAUUCCCCCACAUGCCCUGAAAAGGCAGAAAAUAUUCACCAUAUUUGCUAGUGCGUUUCCUCAUUUGGGGAUACGGUAUUAUAAUAAUAAACCCGGUCGCUGCUAUUUGGCGACAUAAGCUUUACCCGGGCAUCUAAAGAACAUCAGGAUGCAUGCAGACUGGAUUCUGUCUAGAAACAACUUUGUUCCCCGGCGCAGCUGAUUCUCGUUAUGGCGUAUCGUCUCAUCGGAAACACUAGCUAGGGCCUGCUGUAGAGUUAGGUAUUUGACCAUAUUCCUAUGUCUGAUGACGCAGCCUUUACUUUUAACAUUUUAUCUAGCAGACCCCUCAAAAAAAACAUUUUAUCUAGCAUCCGGCUGUAGGACCCCUGAAACACUUGCGUCGAUUGCUUCAUCCUCGAGUCAGCUAAGGCCUUCUCCAGUGGUGGGUGGAAACCGCACCCUAUCAAGCCCAAACCGCACCCUCACCACUGGAGAGAAAAGCACCCUGCGCUUCACACAAGAAUCGAAGCCCAACUAUUUGGGCUUCGGUGCCUAUCAAAUAAACAAAUAUAUAUACAGUGAAAUGUACAGUGAAAUCAACGGACAGCCUGACCGUUGGAAGAAACGAACUAGCCGUUGCUUCCUUGGCCUAUACAUAUACACGCAUUUUCCAUUUGAGACUGAAAAUUUUACAGUCCCCUCUCUUCCUUGCUGCUCUCCUCUCCACAUCCAUGGAGCCAUCAUCUUCCUCUGCUAGCUUCACAAGUUUGAACAACCCAUCCUCGACUCCAGAUUUCCCACCAGUACAAAGCGGCUACAGCCAGCAAUACCAUAGUUUUCCUCCACCUUAUUUUCCCCCACAUAUCCCACCACCACCAUAUGCAACCAAUCAACAGCCACAUUAUGCACACAACUUCAAUCCUUAUGUAGCUCCACCAGGCUAUCAGCAAUUUCAUCCUGGAUCUUCAAGCUAUCCUUGCUUCCCUUAUCAAGGAGGUGUGGGGCAACAGCAGCAAGAACCAUCUGGAGUUGGUAUGGCCAGCGAUCCAUCAUCUCCAGUUGGAUCGACUUUCUUCUUUGGAGGUACAGGUGGUGGUGGAUCACGUGGUGAUGAAUCAGCUUCUCCGGUCUCUAUUCCUCAGCCUGUACAAGGAGGCCCUGUAAUUGAAGAAGAGUGUGAUAGCAGUCCUGAGGAAGGAAAAAAGAAUCCUGGGCGCAAGUAUUGGAGUGAAGAGGAGAACAUACGUCUAGUAAGUGCAUGGUUGAACAAUUCCAAUGAUCCAGUUAAAGGCAAUGACAAGAAAUUUUAUCAUUAUUGGAAGGAAGUCACUAGAGAAUAUAACAAGUAUUCUCCUAAGGACCGUAGAAGAACAGUGCCGCAAUGCAAAAGCCAUUGGAAUAAGAAUGCACCCAAGGUUACAAAGUUCAAUUCAUGUUGGCAUAGAAUGAAAAGCGCACAUGGCAGUGGUGAAUCAGAUGAGCAAAUACUGGAGAGAGCCCAUGCAGUUUACAAAAGUGAAAACAAACAAAAGCCAUUCCUAUUUGAGUACUGGUGGAGAGUUAUUAAGGAUCAGCCUAAGUGGGCUAGAGUAUAUCCAUUAGAGAAUAAGAGGCUGAAGUUAAAUGCAUCUGGAGCUUACACUUCUUCUUCCAAUCAAGAUACUGAUGAAGCAAGUGCUCCAGCAAAUCCCCGGCCUCAUGAAGGAACAUAUCAAGAGCAAAGCCUAAAGGAAACAGCAAAUUACGUUCACAAUGCUUAGCUGACAGACUGUCAAAUGAAACGGUGCAGAUUUUUAAUGACUCUCAGCUUAAGAAGACAGAAGCAAUUGAAAAAAAUGGCAUUGGCAACAACUGAGCAUGCUAAAGCCAUUGCUGACCAAAACAAUUUAGAUAAAAUGAAGGAGUAUAUCCAGUUGAUGACCAUUGAUACCACAAACCUCAGCGCUGCAGAAAAGGCUCGUCAUGACAAGGUGUUAAACUUUUUCACUAAGGAGUUGUUUCCUGGCGAUGAAUCUUAGAUGCAUUAAUGAAUGUACUAGUUGUAGUGGAAGUGUUGCAAGGAAGAGCUCCAGAGGUUCAAUUUAUGGUUAAUGGAAAUGAGUAUAACAUGGGCUACUACCUAACAGAUGGUAUUUAUCCCGAGUGGGCAACAUUUGUGAAAUCAGUACCUAGGCCUUUAAGUGCAAAGGAUAAACUAUUUGCUCAGAAACAAGGAGCAAGAAAAGAUGUGGAGUGUGCAUUUGGUGUCUUGCAAGCUCGUUUUGCUAUACUUCGCAACCCAGCCCGUAUGUGGCAAAGCGAAACACUUUCUCAGAUCAUGUAUGCUUGCAUUAUAUUGCAUAAUAUGAUCGUAGAGGAUGAACGAGAUUCGUAUGGGGCUCGCAAGGAUUUUGACUACGAUCAGGAAAACACUGCUCCAAUGAUCCAGUAUCAGCAAGGAGCAAUUAAUGAGUUUGCUAGGAUGCUUGAGAUAAACACUGCUAUUCAUGAUCGGUCUACACAUCGUCACCUGAAGGCUGACCUGACAGAGCAUAUAUGGCAACAAUAUGGAAACAACUAUAUGGAGCAAGACUCUGGAAGCAAUGAAGAUUAGUUUAUGUUGUUUAAAUAAUUUAUGUUCUUCAACCAUCUGAACCUUUCAUUCUUUGCUUCUUACUCUUAUGUAAUCUGUACUAAAAAAUUCAGUACUUCCGUCCUCUGCUCUACAUGUGAUUCCAAGAUUCAAUGAAGUCUAUUUAUUCCAUUA